GAGAAGGUUGGAGGGGCGGAGGGAACCAAGCUAGAUGAUGACUUCAAAGAAAUGGAAAAGAAGGUGGACGUCACCAGCAGAGCGGUGUUGGACAUCAUGACCAAAACUACAGAGUACCUUCAACCUAAUCCAGCUUCCAGAGCCAAGCUGAGUAUGAUCAACACCAUGUCAAAGAUCCGCGGGCAGGACAAGGGACCCGGGUACCCGCAGGCCGAGAGCGUCCUGGGAGACGCCAUGUUGAAGUUUGGACGGGAGUUAGGAGAGGAAUCCAGCUUCGGUUUGGCGCUGAUCGAUGCCAGCGAGGCGAUGAAGGAGCUCGGGGAGGUGAAGGACGCUCUGGACAUGGAGGUCAAACAGAACUUCAUCGACCCGCUGCAGAACCUCCACGACAAAGACCUCAAAGAGAUACAGCACCACCUAAAGAAGAUGGAGGGCCGCCGUCUGGACUUCGACUACAAGAAGAAGCGCCAGGGGAAAGUCCAGGACGAUGAAAUCAAACAGGCGCUGGAGAAGUUUGACGAGAGCAAAGAGAUCGCAGAGCAGAGCAUGUUUAACCUGCUGGAGAGCGACAUAGAGCAGGUGAGCCAGCUGGCAGCGUUGGUUCAAGCCCAGUUGGAAUACCACAGCCGCUCUGCCGAAAUCCUCCAACAGCUCUCCAGUAAGAUGGAUGACAGGAUAAAAGAAGUGUCCACUAAACCGAGGAAGGAGUACGCCCCUAAACCCAGAAUGACCCUGGAGCUGCUGCCCCCCAGCGAGAGCCACAACGGUGGGAUACACUCGGCCAAAUCGCCCGGAAGAGAGAAUGCAGCUUUAAUGUUCUUCAGCAUUGGCUUCGGUUGCCGUCUUGUAGAAAAUGUAACUUCCCGUGUCCGUCCCUUCACAGCCCCGUUGGACCAGCCCUGUUGCCGAGCGCUCUACGACUUCGAACCGGAGAACGAAGGCGAGCUGGGCUUCAAAGAGGGCGACGUCAUCACCCUGACCAAUCAGAUCGACGACAACUGGUACGAGGGCAUGAUCAACGGCCAGUCGGGCUUCUUCCCCAUCAACUACGUGGAUAUCCUGGUGCCGCUGCCUCAUUAA
This is a messenger RNA of Anoplopoma fimbria (sablefish), 1080 nucleotides long. Its product is annotated as endophilin-A1-like. Gene Ontology annotation, cellular component: presynapse; cytoplasm; glutamatergic synapse. The coding region runs from base 52 to 1080 and encodes 342 amino acids. Gene Ontology annotation, molecular function: protein binding. The transcript has 8 exons. Gene Ontology annotation, biological process: synaptic vesicle uncoating. The record is from RefSeq and is a predicted model, not a curated record. Lineage: Eukaryota; Metazoa; Chordata; Actinopteri; Perciformes; Anoplopomatidae.